Molecule: messenger RNA, 2667 nt
Organism: Penicillium nucicola
Lineage: Eukaryota; Fungi; Ascomycota; Eurotiomycetes; Eurotiales; Aspergillaceae
Exons: 1
Coding region: 1-2667 (888 amino acids)
Source: RefSeq, a predicted model, not a curated record
AUGGCGUACAACGCCGUCGCUCAGAUCGACCACGAGGUGGCUUCGAACUCAUCUGUUUCUGCAUCACGCAGCCCCUCGCCUACCCACGGUCAUGCAUUCGAGCAGCUCCCGCUUGAUACGGAUAAUAUCGGGGGAGGAAGUCACCUUGAAACCGCCAAAACCAGCGACAACUCCAGCUUUGGCCCUCUGGGAUCUAUGAUCCGCUCUAUGACUUCUGCCAGCUACGAUGUGGUGGAGGACGAUGACUACGACGCCGAUCCCUCCCCCGAGCGAUCCAGCAGCCUCCGCCGCAUUCCUCCGCUCAAUACGGCUAUCGCGCAACAUUCCCAGCCCGAACCGCCGCUCCACAGUGCAUGCAGCGACAUUUCCGUGCCUCUGAGCCACCCGACCCCGGAUCUUCAAUCGUUACAAGGUGCCUACAUUGGAAAUGUAGAGCGCUUGGAGCAAAGUGCGGAGCGGCUGAGUUCGAGCUCAGCGGGCAUAGACAGCGAGAUCCGUCGCAUGGAUUUGGCGCAGAAACGCUCAUGCAGUUCCGCAUCAAAUUCCAUAAAUCUCCGGAAUGGUGCAUUUUCCCCGGCGGGCACCAUUUCCUCCGCCCAUGGGUCUAAUGUGUCCCCUGCGCGUCAGCGCUCCGUAUCCGUAUCGGGAUCUCGUCUGGCUCGACUUUCUGAGCCCGAUGACGGUGAAUAUGCACACGAGAUAGACGAGUUUUCUCCCCUGCCUAUUCUUCCUCCUCCGCAACCCCUUUUUCCUCAGAGUGACUACAAUUACGACCAACAUGCUCAGCAACAAAUCUCCGCAGAGAUGGAGCGACGCGCUUCGGUCGCAUCCAACGAUACCUAUCAACAGGCUCGCACGCUGUUCACCGAUUUCGAUGGCGUCCAUUUCAUGCCUAUGGAUAGGGCUGAGUCGAUGCGCCAGGUGCCCUUGACCCAUCCGCCUUUGGCCAGGAAUCCGGACUCAUACAAACAGCCGCAAGCGGGUGAAAACAUGGUUUAUUACCCGGCCCCUGUCCCACGCAUGCUGAACCUUCCACCCAAGUUGUCACGCAAAACAAACAACGCACACGAUAAGCGCCGUGCAGAGGUUGCUGCAGCCAUCGUUGCUCAGGAUCGAAAGUCGACUGCGGUAGUACCCGGUGCUGACAAGGACAUAUCCAACGUCGAACAAAUCGACAAACGCAAAUCGAAAGUACCGGCUCAUCUCCGUGCAAGCGUGUUUUUCGAUCAACCUAGCACAUCCCUGCAGGUAGAGGUCAAGCAGCAGUCCGCUGUCGCGACUCUAGAGAGCAUUCUCGACGCUUCCGCGAAUGCACCUGUGUCCGCCUUUACUGAUCACCCCUUCGCUGGUAACCUCGGCUCGAACGUCUAUGCCAAAUCAAAAAGAAAGUCUCUCUUCAAGGACUUGACGGGACAGAAAGCAAACCGUCUCUCACGCAACACGAUGGGUCAGCCUCUCAGCACCAACAAUACAGAUGAGCACACUGAAUCAGCCACUACAGGCCAUGGAUCGCAGGCCGGACAUGAUUCCGAUAGAGUGCAUAAUGAAAAUGAUGACUCGCGAUCAGAAGUGACUGGAUCUGAAAGCGGCGAGCAAUCCACGGAGGGUGAAGGCGAUGAAGAGGAAGAUGAAAGUGAAGAAGACGAGUUUGACUAUGUCGGCCCACCAAAUACACUUAUCGCCGAACUCCAGUUGCGAAAGCAUGAGCUGGCACACCGACGCCGCACGGCGGUGCCUAUGCCUUACCAAGGAAUGCAGACCACUCUUCUCGAAAUGGACGAAAUGGCCCAGAAACAGAGUGACAAACGGCGACAGCGCCCUGUAGCAUUGGCCUGGGAAGGUCGCGAUGAGGACGAAGAUGUCCCAUUGGCUAUGCUCUAUCCUGAAAGACCCAACGGAGAUGAUGAGAACAGACCGCUUGGUUUGAUGGAGAAGCGACAGCAAGAGGAAAAUGAACCUCUGAGCUCCCGCCGAGCAAGGUUACGUGGUGAACCCAUUCCGCAACCAGAGCGACGUCCUAUCACAGUCUACGGAUCUGAGAAAGUUUCCCUCACUGAACAACCUGAGCCAGCUGCUGAGAGUGAUGAUGAGGUCGAAACUGAAACUCUGGCUGAGCGGCUGCAAAGACUCAAGGGACACAACCGCUCAGAGAGCAAGUUUGCCAGUGACCUAAUGGCUGAAAUUGACACUCGAGCUGGCAUUGCCCCUAAAGAAACUCCCGCUGACCCCGAGAACAACGAAGAGGAGACUCUUGCGCAACGACGGGCUCGUCUCCAAAAGGAGCCCGGUGGUCAUCCGGCGCCGACGAAGAACCCGCGCGUACGCCGGAGCAUGGCCGCCCUUACGGACGGUCGUCCCACUCAACUCAAUCGCUAUUCAUCCUAUGACACUCUGAAUAACCGACCUGGUAUGUCCCAGUACGGCAAUCGGAUGUCCAUGCAGCAGUUCCCAAGUCCGGGGCACGGGAUGCCCCAAGCCUACCCGAUGGCUCAGCAAUAUGGAUAUCCCGUGUCCCAGGCCGGCUAUCCUGCCCAACAAACCAUGAGCAUGAAUGGGAUGGGAUAUGCUAUGCCUCAAGGAUGUGGACCGUACAUGAACAUGGCUGGACAACCAGUUGACCCAGCGCAGGUCUCUGUGAUUGACCGUUGGAGACAAAGCAUCCGCUGA